UCUGCUCCGCUUCCCGCUCUUAUCGCGGGUUAUUCGACAGCAACGAAUACCGAGUAGAGAAUACACAGCGCAGGAUGUCGUUUCUCCAGUAUUGCACCGUCUGUGACAAGUUGCUCACCGUGCCCUCCAACAACAUCCUCUACUGUUCAGAAAAGUGCCGAAUCACAGACGCAAGAGCACACGCCAGUCCCUCCUCGUCGCCGACCGCGACGCCCAUCACCGCAAGCUUGCCCUACGCUCGCGCAUCCGCACAACCACCCACCGCCUACUCCCUCCAGCACUCCUCCUCUCCCCAGCGCAGCCUGGUCGGCCUCGACGCGUCAUAUUCCUCCGCCAUGCUCUCAAAGAGCUCGCGCAUGCACCCCAACAGCAUAUACUCUGCCUCGCCGCGCUCGGUCGACCUCGUGUCCCCCAUGCGGAUACCGCAGCCCCCCGCGCCGGCCUCUGCCAGCACAGCAACGUCCGCGAGCGACGAGUUUUUCGAGUCGACGUUUGACGUCCCGUUCAUGCUCGAGAAACCGAGACCUGAGCUAAACCUCGGCAUUGGCUCUCCUCACUCCCGAGAAGGCGGACUGAAGCGGUUAUUCCACUUCAGUGAGCCCCAGGGAUCCUCCUAGUCUGCUCUGUACACUAUCGCUCAUUAUCGCUCUGCCAGCAGUCGUUCAUUGUAAUCUGUAUAGGUGCUGUCGGUGGACGGCCAAUUUCUUUUUGUUGCUCAGGUUUUCAAUCUUUUGGUCUAGAAUGGUUUGGAUAUAUAAUACUAGAUAACUACAUAAUACAUUAUACAUAAUACACAACACAACACAUA
Messenger RNA from Myxozyma melibiosi, 808 nucleotides. RefSeq lists its product as uncharacterized. Bases 75 to 617 code for a protein of 180 amino acids. The record is from RefSeq and is a predicted model, not a curated record. The transcript has 3 exons. Lineage: Eukaryota; Fungi; Ascomycota; Lipomycetes; Lipomycetales; Lipomycetaceae.